Nestor notabilis (Kea) is the source of this 239-nucleotide messenger RNA. RefSeq names its product golgi-associated plant pathogenesis-related protein 1-like. Lineage: Eukaryota; Metazoa; Chordata; Aves; Psittaciformes; Psittacidae. The record is from RefSeq and is a predicted model, not a curated record. Gene Ontology annotation, cellular component: extracellular region. The transcript has 2 exons. The annotation marks the transcript as partial.
GAAAGGAUGUGGCUGACAGAUGGUACAAUGAAAUAAAAAACUACAGCUUUCAAAAUCCAGGGUUUUCUUCUGGCACAGGUCACUUCACAGCAAUGGUUUGGAAGAGCACAAAAAAGAUGGGAGUUGGAAAAGCAUCUGCUAGUGAUGGCUCAACGUUUGUGGUGGCUAGAUAUGAUCCAGCUGGAAAUGUAGUAAAUCCAGGCUAUUAUGAAGAAAAUGUCCUUCCUCCAAGAAAAUAA